AUGCCCAUCCCAACUGAAGUUGUAGGGUCUCUUCCCCGUCCAGAGAAACUACAAGCUGUCUUCGCUGCUUGUGAUAAAGGAGAAGCAAGCAUCGAGCAACUUCAAAAGGCUCAAGAUGAGGCCUGCAAAGAGUCUAUCGAGCUUAUGGAGGCAGCCGGUCAGUCAAUGGUGACUGACGGAGAGCAGCGUGCUAGUAGUUUUGCUACAUAUCCUCUCACCGACACCUUAGGUGGCACUGGUCUUGCAGAUACUCUGGCUGCUGAUGGGCAGUAUUUUGCUAUCUUUGAAGAUGGGCACCACCGUCAGCUUCCUCGACUGGUUAAGGGUCCCUUCCGCUACAAGAACUAUGCAGCGGAUUACCUAAAGAAGUCGCUUGCCUAUGCCAAAAACCCCAUGAAGCAAGCUGUGAUUGCACCGAGCAUGUUAAGUCUUUUGUACCCGCUUGAUCAGGAUUUGCCAGGUUAUUCUAGAGAAGAUUUCCUCUCAGACCUGGUCGAUGAAUGUGAGAAGGAUAUCAGGAAGUGCUUCGAAGCUGGCGCUCAAAGAGUUUCCGUUGAUUUCACUGAAGGACGUCUUGCAUUGAGAAACGAUCCCAGGAAUCCCUGGACUGGUCGGAAUAUGCUCGAAUCUUUCAUCAAACUCAACAACCGCGUUUUCGAUCGCUUUUCUGCGGAGGAGCGCAAGAAUAUUGGUGUCCACACGUGUCCAGGUGGGGAUUGUGACUCGGUUCACAGUAUCGAUGUUGACUACAGUGAACUCUUGCCCAGUAUGUUCCAGAUGAACGCGGGCUACUUCCUGGUUCAGAUUGCCAGCGAGACGGAUAGGGAAAAGGUCUAUAAACUGUGCGGAGAACAUUCUAGAGAGGACGCAAAUGGCGUUCCACAGGUUGUCUUUGUUGGUGUGAUCAAUCCGCUAUCGCCGCGCGUCGAGACUGCAGAGGAUGUCUGUGAGUCCUUGAUGACAGCUUCAAAAUACAUUCCACCGCACAGGCUUGGUGCCACAGAUGAUUGUGGGUUCAGCCCGUUUAGCAUCGACGUGAAACCCAAGCAUGGUGGACCAGACAUUGCGAGAGAUGUGGCGUUUAAGAAGAUCAAGGCGAGAAUUGAGGGCGCGAAGCUGGCAAGUGAAAGGCUCGGAAUUUGA
This is a messenger RNA of Morchella importuna, 1143 nucleotides long. RefSeq lists its product as uncharacterized. The record is from RefSeq and is a predicted model, not a curated record. The coding region runs from base 1 to 1143 and encodes 380 amino acids. The transcript has 7 exons. NCBI's taxonomy places the organism in Eukaryota, Fungi, Ascomycota, Pezizomycetes, Pezizales, Morchellaceae.